AUGCAAUCACCGGUAUCUGGACAGCUUUCUCCGAUAUUCGACGAUCAGUUUUCUCGGGACCAGCUUCUGAGGGCAGUUCAGAGCCAGAAGUUUUGGAAAUAUCAUGUGAUGAGGCUCAAUCCCUUGGAGUUCUAUAUAACCACCAAUCCUGAUAAUAGACAUAAAUUCAUGAGACGUGGUCCCAGCUACUAUAUUCAGGUUCAACUACCUGAUGCAUCGGAUACAAAGGGUAAGGGUAAACCUGUUUCUCAUACUGCGAAGGGGUUCAGAAUGGUGUUUUCACAGCAACAAUGGAAUUCUACCGCAGCAUCACCAUCGUUUAGUGUAGAGAAAUUGCCCGAGAGCCAGGGAGGCACAUACAUAGCGAAGGGGUUUUUCAACGAGCAUGAAGAUGGAGACAAGGAGAUUCGUAAUAUUGAAGGCAAGGAGCAAUUACAAGCGUUGAAUUGGCAAUUCGAUAGAAUCAGUGCCCCUAUAGAAUAUUAUGGAGAUGAGGUGACAGUCGAGAACGGGUAUAAAAUUGGGUCAGAUCUCAAAGUUUGUACACUCAAACAAAAGAAGAAGAAUUACUUCUUUAAGAACAAGAUCGAUGGAGUUAAGUUGGCCAAAGAGGGAGCCACUUAUUUCAUAGACGAAAAACAAUUGAGAAAGGAUUGCUGGUUCAAUCCUGUAGUGGCAGUUUACAGGCCCUGCAAAAGAGAGAUGACCAGUAAAAUAGUGAAGAAAGUGGUAACGUCUUCGUCGAAACUAUCGAAUUUGACAUCCAAUUCGUCUGUUAAGUUGAGACGCAAUGCCGGCAGUGCGAGCCCAAGAAGUGAAUCUGAUACGGAUGAUGGGGACGACGAUUUCCGAAUGGAGUACACCACUUAUAACGACGAAAAUACUAGAGUGAAGUAUUACAUGUGUAAGGACGGAAUCAAAGAUAGACAUCCAGAGGACGAUUCACCAAACGACUACAAAUUGGGAUGGAUAACCAUAUACGACAAGGAGGGGUAUUUUAAGCAGGAUACUCAAAGGGGAAGUAACUGGGAGGUAGUGUUAGGGAUGACGUUUGCAUAUGGGGUUCAAAGCUCAUUGGAUCGUAUUUUAAGGGAGUCAAGUAUAUAG
Brettanomyces nanus is the source of this 1107-nucleotide messenger RNA. RefSeq lists its product as uncharacterized. The record is from RefSeq and is a predicted model, not a curated record. The coding region runs from base 1 to 1107 and encodes 368 amino acids. NCBI's taxonomy places the organism in Eukaryota, Fungi, Ascomycota, Pichiomycetes, Pichiales, Pichiaceae. The transcript has a single exon.